AUGCAGACCGACGCCUCGCUGCGCGUGCUGCGCCACCCGCGCGUGUUUGCGCUGGGGGACAUCUCGGUCAGCAGCGGGGGCCGGGAGCAGCCCGCGCUGCCGGCCACCGCCCAGGUGGCAUUCCAGCAGGCCGACUAUGUGGCCUGGAACCUGUGGGCAGCCAUCAACGCCAAGCCCAUGCUCAGCUUCAGCUACCAGCACCUGGGAGACAUGAUGUCCCUGGGCACCACCAGCGGCGCAGUGACGCUGCCCAUCCCCGUGCCGCCGCAGCUGUCGGCGGCGGUGCAGGCGGCGGGGCCGCUGGGGCAGCUGCUCAAGGCGGCGGGCGUGAAGCUGAGCGGCAGCUACGGCGGCGGCGCCGACGGGGUGACGCUGGAGGGGCCGCUGGCGGCCGCGGUACGCCGUGCCGCCUACCUGUACCGCCAGCCGACGCUGGAGCAGCAGCUGAGGGUGGCGGGCGGCUGGGCCCAGUCGGCCAGCAGGCAGCUGAGGGAGGUGCUGGGGGAGGCGGCGGGCAGGGGGAAGUGA
Molecule: messenger RNA, 528 nt
Organism: Chlorella variabilis
Lineage: Eukaryota; Viridiplantae; Chlorophyta; Trebouxiophyceae; Chlorellales; Chlorellaceae
Exons: 3
Coding region: 1-528 (175 amino acids)
Biological process (GO): aerobic electron transport chain; phylloquinone biosynthetic process
Cellular component (GO): chloroplast
Molecular function (GO): NAD(P)H dehydrogenase (quinone) activity
Source: RefSeq, a predicted model, not a curated record